Molecule: messenger RNA, 2463 nt
Organism: Mercurialis annua (annual mercury)
Lineage: Eukaryota; Viridiplantae; Streptophyta; Magnoliopsida; Malpighiales; Euphorbiaceae
Exons: 7
Coding region: 1-2463 (820 amino acids)
Source: RefSeq, a predicted model, not a curated record
AUGGAUCCUAAUGGUAGUUCUCGAGAUAAGGAAGGAGGCCUAAGAGAUCUUGGUUUUACUGGUCCCGCAUUCACAUGGUGUAAAAGAAAAUCCUACCCAAACACAAUCAAAACCAGGUUAGAUAGAGGAAUGGCCACCCAUUACUGGAUGCAGAGGAUUCUAAAGGCGUCAGUGGAACAUUUAUCUGAUUUGGGAUCGAAUCAUAGACCAGUUUUAAUAAGUCUUACCCCUAGAAAAUCAAGACAUCCAAGGAAAUUCUUCUUUGACAAUAGAUGGGGCAUUAAUACAGAAGCUAUCCAACUGGUAGAGAACAAUUGGACCCAAAAUGUUAGGGGAAGUCUAAUAUAUCAAGUUCAUGAAAAACUUAAGAGUACAAGACAUUAUCUGUUUCAUUGGCCAAAACAUGCAAAGACCAAUUCCCAUGUUACAAUGCAUGCAUUGCAAAAUGAAAUAGAAAAGGAAAAAAGCAAACCUACCUCUCAAGCUAACUGGGACACUAUCAGAUGUUUAGAACAAGACCUAAUGAAAGCAUCUAUGAAGGAGGAGAAAUUUUGGUACCAAAAAUCUGGGCAGAUGUUUCAAAACUAUUUAAGCAGCAACUCCAAUGGUUCGAUUCCUGGAUUCCUUUAUGGAUUCCCUAGUAAGAUUUCAGAACAAACGAAUUCCACUAUAACCAGAAAAGUGAGCCAAUGUGAGAUUAGGAAAGCAGUUUCAUCCUUACACCCCUCCAAAGCACUUGGAUCAGAUGGUUUGAUGAUAGCGUACUUCUUUCAAAGGUUCUGGUACAUCAUAGGGGAUUUAGUAACAUCAUCCCUUCAGGAUUUCUUCAUAAAUAAGAAGAUAUUAAGGAGUGUGAAUCACACAUUGAUAGCUUUGAUCCCCAAGAUCCAACACUCUCAAAAAGUGGAAGAUUUAAGACCCAUAAGCUUGUGCAUCCCCUUCUACAAAAUUAUCUCCAAAAUUUUGUCACAAAGACUGCAGCAGGUCCUCCCAAAUAUCAUAGGACAUCAUCAAAAUGCUUUUGUAAAGGGGAGAUCAAUCUCAGACUAUAUCUUGAUUGCUCAUGAGGUCAUCCAUCACCUAAGAUCCAAAAGAACUGGAAACAAAUCCUCCUUAGCACUCAAACUUGAGAUAAGCAAGGCUUAUGAUAGAGUAGAGUGGGGUUACUUGUCUCAAAUCUUAAUAGCUUGGGGUUUCAGUAGUACAUUUAAUGAUUGGAUAAUGGAAUGGUUGAGUCACAAGAUUAACCAAGCUGCGACUAAUAACAUCAUCAAAGGAGUUCAAAUCUCCAGAUAUGCCCUAAAUAUCAGUCAUCUGUUUUUCGCAGAUGACUCUCAUAUUCACCCAAGCAAAAUGCUCAUUCUGUUAGGAACCUUCUCAAGGUGCUUUCAAAUUAUGGUAAAGCCAGUGGUGAGAUCAUCAAUUAUGCAAAGUCAACAUCCUUCUUCAGUAAUAAUACAGAUUUGCAUACCAUACAUUUCCGCCCUCUUACAUGUUCAGAACAUCAGUACUGAAAGCACUUAUCUAGGACUUCCCCCUUAUAUCAUGAGGUCCAAACAUGACUCAUUUAAAGGUAUCAUCAGUAGGAUUGAGCAAAAAUUAUUGGGUUGCAAAGAAAGCUUUCUUUAUCUGACAGGGAAAGAAACUUUGCUUAAAGCAGUAAUUGCUGCUAUCCCAAUCUAUACCAUGAUGUUCUUUAAGCUACCAAGAGCUCUGUGUUCCAGAAUUAACAGCCUGAUGGCUCAGUUUUGGUGGGUAGCACUGAGAACAAGAAGAACAUCUUGGGUGGCCUGCAAAAAAAUAUGCAGAAGCAAAUGGGAGGGUGGACUUGGUUUUAAGGAUUUCAGUGCUUUCAACCAGGCCUUGUUAGGUAAACAGACUUGGAGAGUUUUCCAAAACCAGGAUUCUCUCUUGUUUAAGGUUCUAAAGGGCAAAUAUUUCCAUGACUCUCCUAUUUGGAAAGCUCCUCUCAAAUCUAAUUCAUCUUGGGGAUGGAGGAGUCUUUGGCAUGGUCUAAAGCUUCUCAACCAAGAUAGAAGGUGGCAUAUUGCAAAUGGUUAUCAGGUAAACACUCUCACUGACCCUUGGAUCCCUUCAUCCUAUCCUUUUGUGCAACGAACUAAACCAUCGGCAAUCAUUCCCAGACAGAAUAGUUUGCACCACCAUAACUCUGGCCUUUUCACAGUCAAAUCAGGAUACUACAUUGCUCUAAAUAACUCGCAAGAUGCUGACACUCAUUUGGAUCCCUUGUUGUCAAUAAAUGAAAACCUCAACAUGAGGCUGGAUGGAAACAUGCAUAUCCCAGAUGUGGAGCUCAGGAAACCAGGAAUCACCUUUUCUUCCACUGUGACUUUUCUAAAAGGAUGUGGUUCCAUUCUCCAUUAUCUUUUCAUACAAGAUUGUUGUCAGACCUCACUUUUAGCCACAACUAGAUUGCAAUCAUGGAGGACCUUAACUCCUUAG